Messenger RNA from Aspergillus udagawae, 1152 nucleotides. RefSeq lists its product as uncharacterized. The transcript has a single exon. The record is from RefSeq and is a predicted model, not a curated record. NCBI's taxonomy places the organism in Eukaryota, Fungi, Ascomycota, Eurotiomycetes, Eurotiales, Aspergillaceae. Bases 1 to 1152 code for a protein of 383 amino acids.
AUGCAGCAGAAUGCGGAUGCGGAAAUGCUCACAACAAAGGUGUUAUUCGGCCGUGUCGCCGAUGUAUUAUUCCAAAUCAUCAUAAACGGAGACAUAAGCGCGGUCUUAAACCUCCGCCUUGUCAACAAAUCGACAUAUGAGACGAUUGGAUCACUCGAGCCGCAUAUCUGCCGCUGGUUCAUGCGCCUGCACAAUAUCAUUGCCUUUGCUCCUCUUAUCACACUGAAUUCGCAGACAGGCGGUCAGCGACCUGUCACAGUGUACACACUCCCAAGAUUCAUUUACCGUCAACAUACUGCAAGUCAAUUAGCCCGGCGUAUCAUUCCCUCUGUAUGGGGCCCAUACAUUGAUAACGGAAAUCCUGAGAUGGAUUACAAUGCUGAAUUGAAACUCGCACAAACACUGGAACGGGGAAUACACGUGCUGUUUCACUUUGCGGAUGCGUCCCAUGAUACAGAGAUGCCGCAAGUGGAAGAUGGGGAAAAAUCGGCUAUCCAUGGUCCUGGGCGGCGUCUAGUACUGACUUGGGCAUCGGACUUGUACGACGACCUCCUAGAGCAUAUGAACCAAUCGAUGACUUCUGAUAAGAAUUUCGACCAUAUCUACACAGUGUUGGAAUGGGGACAUGUGGAAGCGGAGAUCGGCAGAAAAAGGCUUCGCUUGAGGAGCUAUCUUGACGAACAGAAUGAAGUUGAUUUUCACACUGCUCUACGAAUGCUGCGGGAGCUCAUGGAGCGCAUGCUUCUUGGACACGGCCCGAAGGAUUGGUACCGCGAUGCAAAGAACGAAUACAGCUUGAUCUCUUGGUUCAUUCUGAAGCAAUCACCCAGAAAGUUAGCGAAGCUUUUUCUAAGUCCUCAAGACGAAUGUUGUCAUCUGGAUGACAAGACUGGUGAUGCUGACGUCAGAGAGUGUCGCUUUGCGGAUCCCUUGGACAGUUACUGGGAGGAGUGGAAGAACGACCUGGAGCUGCGAUGUCGCGAUUGCGACUGUAGACGCCGCGUCCGGAGCUGGAGCGUGAAGCCGGCAUUGAUUGACGCUCGGGGGCGAGAAUUCAACCGAGCAGCGGAGAAGUAUCUAAAGGAGAUGUGGAGUCAAAGACAUAUUGGCCUCCAUCAUGCUUUUACCAUGGGUUACUUGAAUACAUUCUGA